Messenger RNA from Dalotia coriaria, 1649 nucleotides. RefSeq names its product acid-sensing ion channel 5-like. Gene Ontology annotation, molecular function: ligand-gated sodium channel activity. Bases 7 to 1560 code for a protein of 517 amino acids. The record is from RefSeq and is a predicted model, not a curated record. The transcript has 8 exons. NCBI's taxonomy places the organism in Eukaryota, Metazoa, Arthropoda, Insecta, Coleoptera, Staphylinidae. Gene Ontology annotation, biological process: sodium ion transmembrane transport. Gene Ontology annotation, cellular component: plasma membrane.
GCAGAAAUGAGACGUUUACGAAAUUGCGGUCAGAUUUUAGGCGCUGAGUUUGUUGUUUUUGCUCGAGGUACUACCAUUCAUGGCGUGCCCAAUAUGGCGGCGAAAAAAUUACAUCCCCUUGAACGUUUAUUUUGGAGCAUAAUCAUUGCCCUGGCUAUUUAUGCAGCUAUACUUCUCUCUGUACAAAAUGUCAACCGGUACUACGCGAAUCCUACAGUGGUAUCCAUUCAGAAAGACUAUCGCAAUUGGUUUAAUCCUUUUCCAAGCGCUACUGCAUGUUUUGUAAAUAAAGUAGAUGAAGUGUUUGUCGACGAAUACAUCGAGGAAACGUGGGGUUUAAAUGAAUCAGAUUCUAAGUAUGAAUACUACAGAGAAUUUGUUACAACUGUUGCAAAUAUUUCUUAUACUUCGCUGCAUCGUUUGGAAAAGUUUGCGCAAGAUGAUGAAUUGAAAGCUAUUGAUUUAUUGGAGCUUGCAGCAAAGGUACAUCCGGAAUUAACAGGAAAUUUAGUUACGUUUGAUACACAAAGAAAAACUGACUGGCAUUUGGUUAUGACUGAGCUGGGGAUUUGUUUCUCUGUGAAUACAAAAAUGGCCAAACAUUUCACCUACAGUGUAAUGGGUCCCAAUUCUACCAUUAUCGGCAGUAGUAAUCUUCCGAAUGAAGAACACAUUCUACAUUGUCAUUAUUUAAAUGGAUUAUGCUAUGCUCGAUAUGAUUCAGAUCCAUUAGCGCCAUUACAGAUUUAUGUUCAUUCAUAUUUGGAUAUUGCGCAUGCAACCAGUGAAGCACCUCUUCAUGUCAAAGAAAGCGAAGAAUUGGAGAUUAACUUCAAAAUGCAGCAUGCGAGCGCAAAUCCCAAACUGAAAACUUUAUCACCCGCCCAGCGCAAGUGUCGUUUUGAUGAUGAACCUCUCACUAAAGAUAUUCCUGCAUAUAGCACGAGUAUUUGUUACAUGGCAUGUCGACUUAAGUUGGUUAAGAAGCUGUGUGGAUGUCGGCCAUUUUUCUAUCAUAAGUUUUCUGGCAGAGAAUGCGAUUUAUCUGAAUUAUUAUGCGUUGCUAAAUAUAGCAAAGAAAUAACUAGACCGCCAACUGAGCUGGGGUGUAAUUGUCCUGAACCAUGUGAUUUUAUUAAAUAUCUUGCUGAAGCUCCAAAAGUAACCAUGUGGGAGUAUGGAUACUUUGAUCAAAGAUUAACAUUUCGUUGGGGACUCUUACCACCAACCACAAAGUAUCACAGGGAUAUAAUUUUUGGGUUUGAUGACUUAAUAGUGUCAAUCGGUGGAACUUUGGCUUUACUCUUGGGUGUUAGUUUCAUCACUGCGAUGGAGAUCAUUUUCUUUGUGAUUCAUUUGAUUAUCGUUGUUCUCUUGCCACGAAAACAAGAAAAACGAUUAAUUAAAACCAAAUCAGGUUCGAAUAAUGCGAUAAAGUGGAAUAAUCCUUCAAAACUACGCAAAAUAUCAAGUAAUUCCGAUAAAACUAGUAAACCACAAGUCUACAUAAUCAAAAAACAAGUAAAUCGCGGAACUUUGUUUAUUCCUUAUCUUGAUUAGAUUUCAAGUAUCAGUCUAUUAAUUUACGCAUUUAAAUAUUGACAAAUUUAAAUUUAAAAGAAACCACUAUUCAUGUGUUAUCUCCCUCG